AUGUCUUUCGACGGCGGCGGCGGCACGCUCUUCGCCAUGGCUAUGCCUCCGACCCUCGACCCCCUAAACCUCAACCCCCUCAACCCCUACAAAGGCUACUACGGCAUCGGCGGCGCCGCCGACACUCCCCCACCGCCACCCCCCGCCGUCCAACGCGUCACCACCGCCCCAGCCAACCCCCUCGCUACUAGCAUCGCCAAAGGCGAAGCCGAACCCGUCGACGCCGGUGGUAGCAGCAGCAAGCGCGGCGGCGGCGGAAGAAAGCCGGUGGGGGCCCCGUUGCACAAGUCGACUGCUUUCGUGCGCGGGGGGUGGGGUACCGGCGGCGGGAUUGGCGGCGGUGGUGGAGGUGGCGGCGAUGACGAUGACGAUGACGGCGAGGGGUGGAGGAAGAGGAAUUGGUAUUCGGGGGUGCCGGGGGAUUAUGUUGGUUAUGGUGGUUAUGGUGGUGGUGGUGGUGGUGAUGAUGAUGGGGUUGGGAGCGAGGUGGAUUUGGAGGAGGUCAGUGAGGAUAGUGGGGAUGAGGAUAGUGGGGAUGAGCCGGUCACGCCUGGGAGAGCGGUGCAGUUUGACGAUGAGGAAGAAGAGGAGGCAGAGGAGGAGGAGGGAGGCGGGCGCAAGGGCGGCGGCCGGUACUUUGGCACGGUCAAGCAUUCCAAGCACGCGGUGGACGUGCUGCCCCGCUCCGCCGUCCGCCCGGGCAUGGCGCCGCCGGUGCCGCCGCGCGACCGCGUCGCGCCGUGGGGCGAGACGUGGGCGGCGGACCAGGUGGCGUCGUUUGACUUUGGCGAGACCGUCUUCGCGCAGGCGUAUCAGAGCACGCAGAUCACGGCGGAUCUGCUGAGAGACGAGAAUGGCAGAGCGCCCAAGAUGCAGCCGCCCGAGUCGCUGCCGUGGAAGACUCGUUUCAACCUGCCUGAGCCGGAGGACAUGCCGGACAUGGCGGCGCGCGAUGCUGAGUUUGAAAGAGCGGGCACGUGGAAGUUGAUCGAGGAGGACUGUCCGGAGCUGUUCGAGAAGAAGAACGCGACGUUGACGUCGAUCUUCCCGAAGCACGGGGACUGCAAUAUGCCGAAGAAGAACGAGAAGGUGCGGGUGCUGUAG
Messenger RNA from Diplodia corticola, 1104 nucleotides. RefSeq lists its product as uncharacterized. The transcript is spliced from 3 exons. The record is from RefSeq and is a predicted model, not a curated record. NCBI's taxonomy places the organism in Eukaryota, Fungi, Ascomycota, Dothideomycetes, Botryosphaeriales, Botryosphaeriaceae. Bases 1 to 1104 code for a protein of 367 amino acids.